Molecule: messenger RNA, 477 nt
Organism: Phycomyces blakesleeanus NRRL 1555(-)
Lineage: Eukaryota; Fungi; Mucoromycota; Mucoromycetes; Mucorales; Phycomycetaceae
Exons: 2
Coding region: 1-477 (158 amino acids)
Source: RefSeq, a predicted model, not a curated record
AUGAGUCAUCUUCCAGGAGUAUUGUUCUUCUGGAAAGAUCCGGAAAGACCAAUUGAUAUGAUACUUCUCCAGUCAGAUCAGUCCAAGAGUUUUGGUAAAGAAGAGCAUUUAUGCUAUUGGGAGAUCCGUUUGACUGGAAUAGCUGAGGAUAUUAUUUUAUCCUUCAGUCUUACUCUCAGAUUCAGCAGUAAUCAAUACUCAUUCACAACACUCACAACUAUGGAAGGUGUCCCUUAUACUUCCUGGGUUCACGCCAAUCGUUUAAAAAUUGCAAAAUCUGAUGAUUUUGACCAUACCUGGUAUUACCCAACCCCUGCCCAUGCCCAAAUGCGCCGCGAUUUAGCCUUGGACUCUUCUUCUGCCCUACUGUUUUCCCUUGUGGAUUCUUCUGGGGUUGAUCGAGGACUAUCAACAGUUUCGGGAGGGGGUGAUGUCGGACAUUAUUUUGAUGAAUCCGUAAAAUCUGAAGAUAGUUAA